Molecule: messenger RNA, 2241 nt
Organism: Setaria italica (foxtail millet)
Lineage: Eukaryota; Viridiplantae; Streptophyta; Magnoliopsida; Poales; Poaceae
Product: zinc finger CCCH domain-containing protein 62
Exons: 9
Coding region: 128-1795 (555 amino acids)
Source: RefSeq, a predicted model, not a curated record
AACGUUUUUCUCCACACGGCAAUCUAGUCCCAUUCCAUUCCGAGGCGAAGCUGAAGGGGAAGGCAGGGGCGGGAGGCAAUUGGAGGGCGACGAGGGGGGGCAAAAGCUUCUCCACUUGAGCGCCGGGAUGCCGGUAACGCGGAGGCGCGCCGCCGCCGCCGCGGCCCUGGCUGCGCCUGUGGUGGUGGAGGUGGAGGAGCGCGAUGCAGCGAUCGACAUCUCCUCCGAUUCCGAGGCGGAGUCAGAGUCGAGGUCGGAGGAUGAGGAGGAUUCAGAAUCGGAGGAAGAGGAGGACACGAGCGACGAGGACUUCGUCGAAAUCAGCGACAGCGACAGCGAGGCCGGUGAUGUCGAAGGCAGCGGCGAGGAGAGCGAGGAGGAGUCGGGGGCUGAGGCGGAGGUUAAGGCUGAGCAAUUGGGCGCGGAUCGGAGUGAGGCUGCCUGCAACAAAAUCGCCGGUCUCCUCCGCAGUGGGAGGAGUCUGGAGGGGAUUAAGCUUGUGGAGUGCAAGGCGUAUUUAAGGAAGAAUGGUCUUAGCCAAGUUGGGGACCUAGCCACUUGUGUAGACAGAAUAGUGCUUCAUUGGAGGUUUAAAGAUGGAGAUCCAGAGAGAAUUUAUCCAUGGUCAUCGUUCUGUAUCAACUGUAAAGGUGAUGUCUGUAGGGGCGAUGCUGUCCUAUUCAAACAGAAGGUGUAUGAGAAGAGUGGAAAAAGGCAUGCGAAAUGUAUAGGGAAGCGUAUAGUAGCUGGCAAAGUCAUUAAGGAAAGUUAUGGUAAAGAAAAGCAGCAACACACUUUCACGAUUCAAGUGUUUUGGAGCAAAGGAGUUGGGAAAUUAUCAACUUUGCAUCUGCUGCUUGUCAAAGGGCGCAACCUAUACAGAAUGAUGACUUUUCGUCAGCCUUGGGCAAAUGAAGCAGAAAGGCUGAAGGUUCUAGAAGAGAAGCACAGCAGAGGAGAUGAUGCAAGGCGUGUUCGUGCUUUGAAUAGACCUAAAUCUGCAGGAAACACUCUUAAGGGCAAGAAAAAGUUGGAAAAGGAAAAGCACAGGUCUCGAUCUGGAAGGCCUGAAUUCCGAUCUAAUAUCACUGAAGUGGAUAAAGGCAAAAAACGUCCUGCGCAAUCCUCCAAUUUUGAUCUGCCUAAUAAAAGAUCUAAGAAAGAAGGGUCCCAAGCGCCUUGUGGAAAAAAAUGCACUGGUGGUAGGAGGGCAAAGAAAAAUCAAGGCCACCUGGAUAAGAGCAUUCGUACCGGUCAUAGCAGUUCUCUAUGCAAUGACAACAGGGAGAAGAAUCAUGCUACCUUGCAGAAAAAAUGUCAUAUUGCUCCCCUCAACAAGGUUCUAUCUAGCACAGAAGUUGGGAUGAGUAAAAGGAUAGCUGUUUCUGAGCAACGGAACAAAAUUGGUGGCAGAAACACUCAAUUUGAAGGAAGACACGUAACUCAAGCUGUUCAUGUCGAGGCAAAUCAUGGAAAUUUUGUUGCAGUACAGCAUCCUUCUGUUCAGAGGCCCCAAUUGCCUCCAUUGCGUGAAGUUGCUAACGUCUUCCUGCCUCACCCUGGUGGGAGCCAUCCAGAUGCACUAUUCAACACUACAAUGGCUUUCCGACAUCAAAAUGGAGGAAUGGCUGGGCCACAUGCACCUGCAUAUUUUAGGGGGCUUCGACCCAAUCAGCAGAGGGUUGCAUUUUCAUCAGCCAACAUGCCACAAACUGUAUACCAUCCUCAUCCAGAAGCAGCAUAUGUUGUACCACACUUCAGACAUCCUAAUGGGAGUACUGGUUUUCAUCGAUGAGACAGUUUAGUUGCUGCCAGCUGUAUUUUUAUAGUUGCAUGGGUGGGUGUGGUGGAAAUAUAGUACCACCACUGAUUGGCUUCAUUGAGCACCGUGAUUGCAAUGCAAGCCAUGGGCCUCUUGGUACAUCGUAUAUGCAUAAGAUGGCUAAGAAAACAAUAUCAGGGCUUCGUGUGCUUCAAACGCGGAAAGUUGAAGGUAAACAAGAAUGCUUUAGAGAUAUCAGCUUCUGUUUGUUGGUUGAGUUUGUAGCAGGAAUGUUAGGCAAGAAACUGUACACCAAUGGUUUCUGAAAUUUGAGCUGAUAAUCUUAAUGAAGUCCAAUUGUCCAAAGUGGAUACGGGUUUCUGAAAUUUGAGGUCUGAUAAAUCUGAAUGAAACCCAAAAUUUUGUUACUCUGGGGAAACACAGCAGUCAGGUCGAAUCAAAGACUGCAAAUUAUUUCA